AUGGGGGUACCACUUUUGUCUGCCAAUAGAAUAAAUCGCUCUGGUCAUUCACGCGAGUCUUCAACGUCGCACAGUCCUUCUUCUCUCAAGCUUAAUAUCUUUGGUCCGGUAGAUAUUAAUAAACCGGGGUCAAGUGGGUCAUCUAGAAAGAGAGCCGAUGAAUUUGGAAAAACCGCUGGUGGCAGCUCUUCAUCUUUGUCGACUUUAACGGCGCAAAGGACUGUCACCACAGAUAUUUCUGAAGCUGUAGUGGUGGAUCUUGAUAUAUCCAAAUGCGAUACGUCUCCCACUUUGAUAGAGGACUUUCGUAAAGCUCUGAGAAUAUCGGAGCGGGAAAAUCUAGGUGUGUUGCCGCCCAUUGAUAAGGAUAUAGAGCAUUUAAGCGAAGUUGACUGGAAAUUAAUGUUUGAGACUAGUCGUAUUCGUACUCUAGAGGUUUUGGGAGAAGGAAAUGGAGGCUCGGUGAAAAAAUGUCGCCUUGAAAACCGUAAGGGACAGAUAUUUGCUCUUAAAACUAUAACAGCGGAUCCAUCGCCUGAAUUCCGGAAGCAGAUCGUUCGAGAGCUUAACUAUAAUAAGCGAUUCAUGAGCGAUUACAUAGUGAAGUACUAUGGUACUUUUCUCAAUGAAUCGGACGCAUCGAUCUGCAUCUGCAUGGAAUACAUGGCAGGUCGAUCCCUUGAUGCAGUUUAUAAAGUUUUCAAAGAAAGAGAUGGUAGGAUCGGUGAAAAGCCGUUAGGAAAAGUUGCUGAGGGUGUCUUGAAAGGCCUUUCAUAUUUAAACGAGCAGAAAAUCAUGCAUAGAGACAUCAAGCCUCAAAACAUAUUAUUGGAUGCCCACGGUGUUGUGAAACUGUGCGAUUUUGGAGUUUCUGGUGAGGUUGUUAAUUCCUUGGCAACUACUUUCACUGGUACUUCUUUCUACAUGGCUCCAGAAAGGAUUAGAAAUGAACCCUACACGAUUAGCUGUGACGUCUGGUCCUUAGGAUUAACAUUACUUGAAGGAGCCAUGGGCAGUUUUCCGUUCACUGCUCAAAGUUCUAAUUUGGAGAUCUCCCCUAUCGACUUGCUUCUUAUUAUUCUUGAGUUCAAGCCAAGCUUAGAGGAUGAGCCUGAGGAAGAUAUCCAUUGGUCGGCCAGCUUUAAAGAUUUCAUCAAAGUUUGUCUCACUAAGGAGAGUCGAAAGAGACCAUCUCCAAGGCAGAUGCUUGAGCAUCCUUGGGUUAAGGGACAAAUGCGUAAGAAGGUCAAAAUGGAAAAGUUGGUUCAAUACUGUCGGGAACUAUCUCAGGUUUAG
Brettanomyces nanus is the source of this 1296-nucleotide messenger RNA. It is a transcript of the gene MKK1, whose product is annotated as Protein kinase C signaling pathway involved MAPKK protein. The coding region runs from base 1 to 1296 and encodes 431 amino acids. The transcript has a single exon. Gene Ontology annotation, biological process: cell integrity MAPK cascade; regulation of fungal-type cell wall organization; protein phosphorylation. Gene Ontology annotation, molecular function: MAP kinase kinase activity; ATP binding. The record is from RefSeq and is a predicted model, not a curated record. Lineage: Eukaryota; Fungi; Ascomycota; Pichiomycetes; Pichiales; Pichiaceae.